AUACAAAAAUGUUUACGAAUACGUGAGAUCCACUUCUCGACGUGAAGUGAAUAUUUCUCGUCAAAUUUCCCUUUAAUAUUAAUUAGUGACUUAAUAAGGUGGAUAAUGUUUUAUAAUUGAAUUUCUUACAUUUGGAGGAAGCAGGUACCCCAAAAUGGCGUCCCCUUCAAAAAACCGUUUCAAAAGGCAAGCAUGGUGCCGGCGGCUGCUGAGCAAAAGACUGCCCAUAGUAACAUGGCUUCCAGAGUACAACUCAGAGAAGGCGGUGGCCGAUCUUAUCGCAGGGAUAACAGUUGGGCUCACGGUCAUACCGCAGGCACUGGCUUAUGCUACGCUCGCCGGCUUAGAGCCCCAGGACGGCCUGUACUCCUCAUUCAUGGGCUGCUUCGUGUACGUCAUCUUCGGCUCCUGUAAGGACAUCACGCUGGGCCCCACCGCGCUCCUGGCGUUGAUGACGCACGCCCAGAUACAGGGCACGCCGCCGCGGCCUGAAUACGCCGUCCUGCUGUGUUUUCUGACCGGCGUUGUGCAGCUCGUCAUGGGGACGCUACAUUUAGGGGUCCUGAUAGACUUCAUAUCGGUGCCGGUGACUGUUGGCUUCACGUCGGCCACGUCAGUCAUCAUCGCCGUGUCUCAGCUGAAAGGUCUGCUCGGACUUAGCUUCAAGUCGGGAGGUUUCCUCACAACCGUCAAAAUGGUUGCAGAAAAUUUACCAAAUGCAAGACUGUCAGACAGCGCGUUAGGAGUUACCUGUAUAAUUGUUUUACUACUUAUGCGUAAACUGAAAGAUAUAAAAUUAUCUAGAAGCAAAAAGGGUCUAAAGAAGACACUCUGGCUGCUAUCCACAUCCAGGAACGCGAUCGUCGUCAUAGUGUGUUCAUUGAUAUCGUUCGGAUUCGAGUCUCACGGAUCUCAACCUUUCCGGAUAACGGGGCGGGUAAAAGAAGGUCUGCCAUCUUGGAACCUCCCCCCCUUCAGUACGUACGCUAACGGAGAAUACGUGUCGUUCAUUGACAUGUGUUCAGAGUUGGGCUCCUCUAUCAUUCUAGUUCCCAUCAUCGGCGUGCUGGGCAACGUGGCUAUUGCUAAAGCUUUCGCAAGCGGAGAAUCAGUAGACGCGACGCAAGAACUGUUAACGCUGUCCCUCUCCAACAUAUUGGGCUCUUUCGUAGGUGCCUUCCCAAUCACUGGUUCAUUUUCGCGCAGCGCCGUCAACCACGCCAGCGGUGUGGCCACGCAGGCCGGCAGCCUCUAUACAGGUACCCUGGUGUUGUUGGCGUUGAGCCUCCUCACGCCGUACUUCUACUACAUCCCUAAAGCGGCGCUGGCCGCCGUUGUGAUAUGUGCUGUGAUAUUUAUGAUAGAAUAUGAGGUAGUGAAACCAAUGUGGCGCUCCCGCCGCGCCGACCUCGUGCCGGCCUUCGCCACGUUCUGCGUGUGCCUCGUGGUGGGCGUAGAAAUCGGCAUCUUGGUGGGAGUUGUGUUAAACGUUCUACUGCUGCUGUACCCGAGUGCGAGGCCGCAGAUGGACGCUGAGAUCGUCACGAACGCAUCAGGCCUUGGUUACCUCCUAGUUACUGUUGGCAACAACUUGUACUUUCCCGGGGUGGAAUACAUAAGACAGUACGUCGAGCGAGCGGCCAAGAAGCAAGCAAACUGUAGAAUGCCGGUGGUCAUUGACUGCAGAUACGUACUCGGAGCCGAUUUUACGGCAGCAAAAGGCAUCUGCGCGUUAUCCAGCUCUCUAGUAUCACGAGGACAACCACUAGUACUACUAUCGCCGCGUAGCAACGUGUCCGCGGUUUUCAAAGGAGCGGGCUCUAGUGUAGUUGUCGUGCCUACUGCUAACGAGUUGGAACGGGCGUUGCAAGACCUCACCGGCCAAAUAGCAAUGCCUCUACUAAACGGUAAAAAAGAAACCAUCACGCCACCGCCGUCGUACAACUCCCUACAACUCGAAGACGUCACAGAAAUAGUCACCGAAGACAGAAGCCAGACUCCCUUACUGAAGAUAGACAACGCAAAAACGUCCAGUGACUCCAGUGAGGUUAAUGACACUUGACCAUAUUAAUUUUUAGUGUAGAUAUCUGACAAUUU
Messenger RNA from Cydia amplana, 2097 nucleotides. Its product is annotated as sodium-independent sulfate anion transporter. Gene Ontology annotation, biological process: transmembrane transport. The coding region runs from base 155 to 2062 and encodes 635 amino acids. Lineage: Eukaryota; Metazoa; Arthropoda; Insecta; Lepidoptera; Tortricidae. The record is from RefSeq and is a predicted model, not a curated record. Gene Ontology annotation, cellular component: plasma membrane. The transcript is spliced from 13 exons. Gene Ontology annotation, molecular function: sulfate transmembrane transporter activity.